This is a messenger RNA of Sclerotinia sclerotiorum 1980 UF-70, 162 nucleotides long. RefSeq lists its product with no specific name. The transcript is spliced from 3 exons. Bases 1 to 162 code for a protein of 53 amino acids. The record is from RefSeq and is a predicted model, not a curated record. Lineage: Eukaryota; Fungi; Ascomycota; Leotiomycetes; Helotiales; Sclerotiniaceae.
AUGAUCUACUCGUUGUCGCAAUAUGGUUCAUAUCAAAAACGAUUUCAACAUGACAAUGAAAAUGAAGUCGUCGUCAGCUCUUUUCCAAAGUCACUCAAAUACAUGGCCCACAUAGGAAAGUCUAUGCAUUUGGUGGAUGACAAGUACGGAGUAAUGGAGUAA